GCACGUACCAUUAACCCACCUCACAACCCACUGGACUAAAUGGAUCUGCUGCCAACGCACUGGUGCCAGACACCACAGGACACUCCCAGAGAUCCUGUGUCCAUGCCUCGACAGGUCAGAGCCAAGUCCGAUCCAAGAAGGCCCCACCUUGGAUUAUGGGUACAUCUGGGGUACGGCCACAUCACAAGAAUCCUUGAGCAGACUGGGACCUGGGAAAUUUGGAAGCCAGGUUGACACAUUGAGCUCUUUGUCAUUUCUAAACAGUUUUUGUAGUGUGGCAUGGUACCUUUUCCUGCUGGGGGGCCACUGCCAUUGGGGAGUGCUGUUGCCAUGAGGGGGGAACUUGGUCUGCAAUGGUGUUUGAGUGGGUGGAACAUGUCAGGUGGUAUCCACAUCUGUCUGUUAAAUGCAGUGGGUUAAAACUAAAUUAAACAUAACUUUUUAAAUUCAUGUGAAUAUUUAAGUAAAGUACAGAGAACGCCAGUUAUUUUCCAUCACUGCUAGUUUAUAAAGUACCUUCCCUAAUGGUUUUAGUUUUUCCUAAUGGUUUUCAUCUUUUAGGGGGAUUUUUUCCCUUUAAGGCGGACUGGGUGGAGUUACAGUAACGUGCUCGGGGUGCUGCAUGCAUUUAUAAGGAGAUGUGGAAACCCGCGUCACGCUGACAAAACGAGUUUCACCUCCCGGUGUUGUUGACAGAGGAGGGAUGUUGCACAUGGUUCAGUUUUGACUGGGAGACUGGCUACUACCAUACAGAUACAUUAUCUCACAGUGUACCGAAACAAGACGACCGAGCCGGCUUUACGUGAUGGACAAGUAGUCUGCGGUUUAACGGCCACUCUUUCUCAGAGUGUGUAUAGGUGUAGAAUGACAGUCAUGCUGCUGUAUUAAUAAUCUUUCUGCUGGCGAGAAUGAAGCCGUGAUGGGUUUGAGGAAGCCGACUGGUGCUCAGAUACAAAACAGACCUUCAUGCUUUUUAGGAACACAACUUCUGCCACAACAUGGCCGCGAGUCAGAAUAACUACUGGGGACAGCAUGACCUGUACAGAGAGUGCUUUGGCCUGAGUGCCGACAUCGAACACAACCUGACGGAACUUCAACAACAGCAAAUGGCCAAGGACUUUAACUGCAACAUCUCUCUCUCCCAGUCUCCUUUCUACUCUGAUACGCACCGCCUAGCGUCUGAUAACACACCGCGACCCCAUGAGGGAGACCAGGUGGUGCCUUCCUCCCAGAGACGCACAGUAUUUGGGGGCCACCAGAGAGAAACCAAACCCCUGCCUCCUCUCCCUGACCCUGAGGAGCUCAUGUCAGAUGAGGCAGCAGACAGCGAGGUGGAGUUUUUCACCAGUGACCGGCGGCGCCUUUUGCCCAAAAGCUGCCCCAAGGCCAUGUGCAGGGGUGUGAACAGAGACUUUGGCCAAGUGAAUUACGCUUACCAGGAGAGCUCGUUGCGGGCUGGUGGCGCUGGGACUGACUCCAUUGCUUUCUCUUGGCCAGGCAGACAGGACAGACCAACAGGUAGAGGAAGUGGGUUUUGGGCACUAGCUCUCCAGAGAGAGGACCACCAGCGUGUGGUGUCACCAGUCGGGGAUAUGGUGUGUAGCAAACAACCAGACCAACACCAACCAUCCAGACUAAGGUUUCCCUCUUCAGGCCAGGCUUUCCAGCCUCCCGGCAUUACAACCUGCCCCACUGACAAGCCGCAAAUCCCUCCCCGUAUCCCCAUCCCGCCAAAACCUCCCGCUCUCUUCAGGACUGUGAGUGCCAACGAGGAAGACAAGCCUCCGAAAAUUCCUCCAAGGGUCCCCUUGAUCCCACCCUGCCCACCACGUACCCCAAGCCCCAAAAGCCUUCCAAUAUAUAUCAACGGCGUGAUGCCUGCCACACAGAGUUUUGCUGCUAACCCAAAAUAUGUGAGUAAGGCAUUGCAGAGACAGCAGAGUGAAAGGGCGCCACCCGCAGCUCAGUUUUCUCCCUGCAUUGUUCCCAUUUUGAAGGAUGGCAGACAGGCCAGCGCCACACACUAUAUCCUCCUGCCGCCGGGCCGACCAGCGUACUCAGACAGACGAGAAAGACUUCGGAGUGAACCGACCAGAACAGGAAACAGCAGCAUCUGGCAGAACAGAUAGAAACUCUCGUUUAUGUCUCAAACUUGAUGAGUAAAAAACUGUGACUGACAUUAAUAACCAUGUGAUACACUAUUGCACACAGUGUGUGAAAACAUCUACAUGCUACAUUCACAUUUCUAAUGUUACUGUCAAUGACUGAUGUAUUUUAAGAUCACUUAUGUCACUCAACACUGUGAGGAUUUUGUCUGUUUUUAACUGAACAUUUUACCGGUCAGUAUUUUAGCGACGUGGAAAACAUCAUAACAUUCCAGUAUUUUUCACUAAUAGUGGAGAAAUAUUUUCACUUUGGUUUACUACAGUUAUCUCACAGGGAACAUGUCUCAUCACUCAUUAAUUUUUAAGUCUGACAGCUUUAUGUUCAUAUCAAUAAUCCUAUAUUCUUUACAAGAGAGUUAAAUAAUUACUGUAUGUACAAGCUGGGCUUGUACCAAACUGUCCAUCCCAUCCCAUGUGCAUUUCUUUUUUAUGACAAUGCUGCUUGAAAUGUUAAGUAAGAUGUUUUGAUAGAUUUACUGUUUUGCUUAAUGAUUCUCACAUUUAGAUUUAUGGUAAAUUGAACAAUGAACAAUGUGGCUGGUUGAUAUUAAGACACACACAACCAACAUUUAACUCACUCAUGCAGGCUCUUUGUGCAGAUGCACUUCAUUUUUCUUAUGCAGCUUUCAAAUUUACACCAAGCUACAUCCUUACCUGCAAAAUACUCGACAUUCUCAUAUAAGCAUUGACUCUUGCAUCAUAUUUCUAUGCUUGUGAGCACAAAGGAAAAUUCUGUGAGCCAAACACAAACAGAAGAGCAGCCCUGCCACCAGAACACAUGACUGAAACCUGCGGCCACCCUUAAAUUAAUUGACAGGUCUUUUAACGCAUAUGAACUACACACGUCAACAAGCAUAUGUUUUUGGUUUUCUGAUACAGUAGAGUUUGUAUACUAAAGUAAAAGAAGCCUUAAUUUUCUGUUCUGAUCAGUUGAAAAACUUUUAAUCAUUAUGAUAAAUUGUUUCCAUUAUGUACGUGCAUUUAGCUCAGUGUAUAUAUGGUCAGCAAAGUACAGAUUGGGCCUUUAAUGAUUCUUUAUUGAUGUGUGUGUUGGGGGGGGGGGCAUGGAAACCAUGUUACGUUUACACUGUUGAGGUCCAGACCCCCGUUUACAACCUUUGUUACAUCAACAGGCUGGAAGUUCUCAUUAAGAUUCUGUGUCAGAUUCGGCCAAAGCAAAGGCUGUUUGUAAGUUCAUGAUGUUGUUUGUGUCAAAAGUAAAUCAUUGUAAAAUUGUGUUUUUAAUCUAUUUAUAGAAAUAAAAUAACUUAUUCGUCCUA
Messenger RNA from Epinephelus moara (kelp grouper), 3445 nucleotides. RefSeq names its product ERBB receptor feedback inhibitor 1. The record is from RefSeq and is a predicted model, not a curated record. Bases 999 to 2129 code for a protein of 376 amino acids. The transcript has 5 exons. Gene Ontology annotation, biological process: regulation of keratinocyte differentiation; negative regulation of epidermal growth factor receptor signaling pathway. NCBI's taxonomy places the organism in Eukaryota, Metazoa, Chordata, Actinopteri, Perciformes, Serranidae. Gene Ontology annotation, cellular component: extrinsic component of cytoplasmic side of plasma membrane.